AUGGAGUAUAGAUUGUGUUUCAUUGAUGACAAAUUCUUGGGGAGCAGCUUUACCCACUUGUGGAGAAGCAUGAGCCAGUUGAUGUGGCUAAAGUUACAGAUUCUUGGGGAGCAGCUUUACCCACUUGUGGAGAAGCAUGAGCCAGUUCAUGUUGCUAAAGUUACAGGGAUGCUGCUAGAGAUGGACGAAGCUGAGAUCAUGCACCUUCUUGAGUCACCUGAAGCUCUUAAUAUAGAUUGCGCAGUGUUGCUUAAAAUUAUAGUUUCUCAUAUAAGGUUUUGUUACUAA
Eruca vesicaria subsp. sativa (arugula) is the source of this 288-nucleotide messenger RNA. The record is from the annotation of a GenBank genome assembly. Lineage: Eukaryota; Viridiplantae; Streptophyta; Magnoliopsida; Brassicales; Brassicaceae.